This is a messenger RNA of Neoarius graeffei (lesser salmon catfish), 4368 nucleotides long. RefSeq names its product protein phosphatase, Mg2+/Mn2+ dependent, 1Lb (gene ppm1lb). Gene Ontology annotation, molecular function: protein serine/threonine phosphatase activity; cation binding. Lineage: Eukaryota; Metazoa; Chordata; Actinopteri; Siluriformes; Ariidae. The transcript is spliced from 4 exons. The record is from RefSeq and is a predicted model, not a curated record. Bases 399 to 1481 code for a protein of 360 amino acids. Gene Ontology annotation, biological process: protein dephosphorylation.
UGCUUCUGUAGCCUGCAUCAGGCUCCUGGAGGGCUUUUAUGACUGCGCGUCACACUCGUGUGUGUACUGGGGGAAGUGAAGGUGUGCGUGUAGAGAGAAGGAGAAAGAUCUUUCUGCUUGCCUGCUAUCUGAUUCUCUAAAAGACACCUGAUGGGGGAAGACAGAGAGCCGCUUCAUUGCGGAUUUCUAUUUAAAUGAAAGCGCUGGACUGCGGCUGCACACCGGUGGAACCGGCGCGCGCGCGACGCGUUCCCAUUUCUAAACAACAACAACAACAACAACAAAGUGUCAGACCUUUCUGUUUGUUUACACGUCAGGGAUGCAGUGAGACGCGUUGAGGGAAACCGUGAACAGCUCAGGCAGGUCAGUGAUCUCUAUUGUGCGCGUUUGGAGACUAAAUGCUAGGAGAUACGAUGACCCUGCUGUCUCUUCUGGGCCGGAUCAUGCGCUAUUUCUUACUCAGACCGGAGACGUUGUUCCUGCUGUGCCUAAGCCUGGCCUUAUGGAGCUAUUUCUUCCACACCGACGAGGUGAAGACUAUUGUGAAGUCGAGCCGCGACGCCGUGAAAAUGGUCAAGGGCAAAGUGGCCGAGAUCAUGCAGCACGAGCGGUUCGGCCUGGACCUGUCCGAGGCGGAGUUCUCCAAGAGCUGGGAGCUGAAGAGCCCCGGUGUCGCCGUGUACGCCAUCCAGGGACGCCGAGACCACAUGGAGGACCGCUUCUCCGUGCUCACCGACCCGGUCAACCGGAGCCACCCAUCUAUUUUCGGGAUUUUUGAUGGGCAUGGUGGAGAGGCAGCAGCAGAAUAUGUGAAAACUCGUCUGCCCGAGGUCCUGAAGCAGCAUCUACAGAAUUAUGAGAAAGAGAAGGAGAACAGUCUUUUAUCUUAUCGAUCCAUCCUGGAGCAGCAGAUCCUCAAUGUGGAUAAGGAGAUUCUGGAGAAGUUGUCUGCCACCUAUGAUGAAGCAGGAACAACAUGCCUGGUGGCGACGUUGUCUGAUAAGGAACUGACGGUAGCUAACGUCGGCGAUUCCCGAGGAGUUUUGUGUGAUAAAGACGGUAAUGCCAUCCCCCUAUCAUAUGAUCACAAACCGUACCAACUCAGAGAGCGCAAGAGGAUCAAGAAAGCAGGUGGCUUCAUUAGCUUCAACGGCUCGUGGCGCGUGCAAGGAAUCCUGGCAAUGUCUCGAUCUCUGGGCGACUACCCGCUCAAGAAGCUAAACGUUGUCAUCCCCGAACCUGAUGUGGUGACCUUUGACCUGGACAAACUGGAGCCCGAAUUCAUGAUCCUGGCGUCAGAUGGCCUGUGGGACGCCUUCAAUAACGAGGAGGCUGUGCAUUUCAUCCGCGAACGCCUUGAUGAGCCACAUUUCGGCGCCAAGAGCAUCGUGCUGCAGGCAUUUUACCGUGGCUGCCCAGACAACAUCACAGUCAUGGUAGUUAAAUUUAAAAAGAGUGGCACCAAAACAGCCGAGCAGUGAACCACGACGAAUAAUAUAUUCAGAAUUAUCAGUCUAUUUGAAUAUAUUAUUGGCUCAUUAUAGUACCAGUCAAAUGUUUGCAAACACUUCUAUUACUAUGAAUGAGUAAGGGUGUCCAAACUUUUGAUUGAUACGAAAGGAAAACCAUUUCAUGACUAUUUUUGGAGCAAGAACUGUUUAUUACAAUAGUGUCCAAUUAAAGUAAACUCGUAUCAUCCCGUUAUGUCAUUUUCCAAUAUCGUUUGUUUCAAAUAGCCACUGACGGAGAGGAACUUUUAAAAGAAGCCACAUCUUGUGUAAUGGAAUACCAGACUCCAUGUCACUUCCCUCCUGAAAAUUUUAGCUUAAUAUUAAUUUAUUCAUGUUCAGGCGUACUAUUCAGAAAGUACCGAAUGAUAAAAUUAGGUACCUUAGAAUGCAAGUCCAAGCUCUGGGAUAUUAAGCAGUUAAAUUAUAUCAGUAUUGCCAGGAUGAUUUUGAUGUUUCAGGAAUUAAAUCUAAUGAAAUAAAAUUUUCUUUUUUCGAUGAAAACUAAAUGACACGUAGCCUCCUGUAGAAUUUAUUCUAAUGGCAGAAAUUUAUUCUUAAGGCAAGACACAACAGGUCACAUCAGCCAGUUUUUAGAUUUGUGUAUAACUUGUGUUCAUAAGAGAGCUUCUCGUAAGCUGUCGUUAAAAAAAAAAUAAUAAUAAUAAUUGCAGCAGAAAAAAAUUUAAUUCACUGUUUGUCUGCUCAUAAACCACGUUGUAUUUUUAAAACCAUUUUCUCUUCAUGAACAUUUUAGAUUUUCAUCACUAUCCUUAAUUAGAUGCUUAUUACAGAGGAAAGUCUUAAAUAUUUGAUUAUUGUUGGAUUUAUGUUCAAUUCUCUAUUGAGAUUAUAUAAAAUGCCAUUUUAGCACUGCAUGGUACUGUAUUCUUGAUUUAAGCAAUACAAAGAUGGUUUUUGAACAAGCUUUUCUGUCAAAAAAAAUUUUUAUUUGAAAUUGGAAUAAUAACAUUUUAAUUUUGUCAAAAGACUCCAUUUUUGGAUUUUAUUAAGUUUGCAAAUUGAUGUACUUUACAUAAUUAAAAGUUCCAAUAAAAAAAUUAUUCAGCAGUGUCAUAUCAAGAACUGGUAAAGAGAAGUGUUAUAUCUGUUGUUUAUUUCACCUGUAGUGUUUUGCCUUAUAUCCUUGUGGAUCAUAUUCGAAUCGUAUUUCUAUUCGUUUGAACUAAAACUCAGCUGAUCUGAUGCCAUUUGGAAACUCGAACAGAAUAACUAUAUAGUGCAAAGUUCUUCCCAAAACGUCAUUUAAGUUUGCGAUGGCAAUUUUUUUUCCCCCGUUAUAACUUUAUCCAUUCUUUCUUUUCAAGGUCAUACAAAACCAGAUACAGAUUUCAAGCAAAGGUUUGUUUUCACUUGAUUAAGUUUAGUUUUAAAGUGUGUACACUGAGGGAACGCACAAAAUUAUUGUGAUUUGUAUAUAUCUAGUAAAAGAUAUAUAGAUAGUGAAUGCACAUGUUCUGAUCAUUAGUCUCUGUUUCACCAAAGCGCUGUUGAGUUCUCAAUUCUAAUUGUUUAAGCGGUGUUGAUUAAUUUUCUAUAACAUUCGCACCGGCUGUAAUUCAACUCACAGGUCUAUAUUAAUGUGCUUGUUUUGAUUUUUACAUAGUAACCGCUAAUUCGCAAGGACUUGUAUGGUAGAUGUUUGCUGUAAUCGAAGGCUAAUAAUAAACACUUAUAAGAGGUUUGGUAUUUAACAAAGAAUAACGUGAUCGUUGAUAUGGUGAUGUUUGCUUAAUGUUUAUAGAAGGAGACUUGAGUGUCAGUGCUUUAACAGUGUGUUAGUUUGUACCAUGGGAAAGUUGUCAGGACUGAAGGAUUUGCUCUUUUGGGUUUCUCGCUAUCCAGGCUUGUAGUACUUGAGUCCAGGACUCGAACUCGAGUCUGACUCGUGCCCUAAUUUUAAAGACUUGUGACUUGACUUGGACUCUGACUCGUACAUUAACUGCAUUCGGAUCCGUAAAUUGGAGAUGAGGACUCGGAUUUUUUCUUUACUUUUGUAACAUGCCAUAAUAAUUUGGCAUAAGAUAUUUAUAUCUGUAUUAAUUUUUGUACUGAUUUCGUGCAAGAGUGUCACACCUGCGUGCCUUGGCACGUGCAUCAGAUAAAACUCUCAGGCGCGCUCCGGACAGCACACGCGCCAAGCAGACUCUCUCGUGCGCGCUGUAAAUGGUUUCACAUAAAGGCAGCAACAGCCACCGUCAAAUGAUGCGGUUGGACUCUUGUUCUCGGACUUGACUCAAAAUUUUCUUUAAUGACUUGGACUUGACUCAGACUUGAACACUGGGGACUCGAGACUGGACUCGAACUUGAGGUUUAGUGACUAGAAUGCAACACUGUCAGCAUCAUGACAAGGUGGUUUUGUUUUGUCUUAUUGAAAAGUCAGGAGGGAAUGUCUUUAUUUCAAUGGAAAAUUGCUAUGAAAGGAAUUAAAUACUCUUGUGACAUGUUUUAUUGGAAAAUCAUCAACUUUGGAGGUGGUAACGGAAUCAUAGCCCCUGUCUGGGGGUUGUUGUUUUUUUUUAAUAAGGUGUGUGCGCUAUACAUUUUAACAACAGACAUUGCUUGCUUUGGUAAAUUUGUUUCAUUCUUUCUCUGUCGCAUCUUGUGCUUUGGCCCAAAGUGCUGAAUUAAUAAAUAAAAUAAUAGCAUAAAACUGGUUGAUAAAACAUACUAAUAUAUUCUGUUCUAGAGAUGAUGCUUCUUUGGUUCAUUUUAGUCCCUUGAUUCUGUUUCCUGAAUCCAGAUCCGAAUAACUGCAGCUGUAACACAAGUCAAAGCAAGUGUGGAAAUGAAAUUUCUCCAAUAACUUGCAUAACAUUUGUAUCCAGAAGCCAUCAAA